AUGGGCAUUGUGGAUUACCACCGGCGAGUAGAAUUGCCAUCGGAGGAGAUGGAGGCCAUUCUGAGACGACUCAGGGCCAUGUCUGCGGAGGAGCGGCGUGGUGCGCUGGCCGCGAUGCCAGAGGGAACUCGAAAGGAGCUCAUGCGACAUUUGAAGCAGGAGGCAGGUGGCAGCCGCUUAAGACAGCUGCUGUCCCAUCUUCCGGAGCUCCUGGACAGCGCAGAUGAACAGAAACGCCACGAACUGAUGCAGGGCGUGCGCAUGCUGGAGUCCGUGACGGCGCAAGUGCUGGCGGCGCCCGACAUGGCCUCGGUAGUGAAGAUCCUCCGAGAGUUGACUCCUCAACAACGCCAUGCCAUCGUUGAGUCCUUACCGGGCGAGACGCAAGAGGCGCUCACCGCCCAUCUGCGCGCCGAAAAGGCGGCCCAAGCGGCACAGCUUGGCACCAAGGUGUACGCCCCGGCGCAACAAAGCUUACUGCCGGCGCUGUGUCGAAUGCUGUGUAUUUUUUUUGAGGCUUUUGCUCUGCUUCCUCUUCGGCUCAGUCCGGAUCCGGCCGCGCCGGCCAGUGAUCCGAAGGGUGAGGAUUGCCGAUGUCGGAUCCUCAGUGGGAUUCGGGUCGGCUUCGUCGCCUUCGAAGUUACUGGAAGCCAAUGGCUGGGUGGGAGCACAGCCCAUGGCCUUUAUGUGUUGGGCAUCCCCGUGCGCAGCGCGGUCUUCCUGGGCGGUCUCGGAUGCGCUUUGCAUGGCCUCUUUCUGCUGCAUCAUCCUGAGGACCGGCGGAUCUUCGUUGGCGGCUACUCAGACUGGAGCAUGGCCAUGAUCGAUUUGCUGGAGCUGUCAGCCAUGCUGUGGGGCCUCCUGGGAGCCUUGGGAGCCUUCUACAUGAAGGAAGGUUUCCUCCGGAGCUUUUACUACUACGAGGCAGCCCGAAUACUGGCCUGGUUCGCCAUGUACGUCUUGGACGUUCCCUUGCUGUUGAAUUGCGAGUUGGGCCGUGACGACCCCAACGCCUUCAUGGCACGCUACGGGGGCCAGGCGGUCCUGAAGAUUGCGGCAGAGGGGACUUGUGAUGAGGAGAGAAGUGCAUUCUAUGUCCUCUCACUGCUCAGUUUGGCCUUCUUCUGCCAGUUCUUCUUCGCCACCCAGCGCCUUCUCCUGGACUUUGCCGAUGACCCUCGCUACUUGCUGAUGUCCAAGGAGGGUCCCACUGGAGUCUUUCAGCAGCAGCUAGGCAGUGUCCCGACGGUUGCAACACCCUUGGUGACCUCUGAUGCAUCCCGCAGCGGCUCUGCAACCAGUGGCUCCAGGCAAAUGCCCUUAGAGAGCCUCGCGUGA
This is a messenger RNA of Cladocopium goreaui, 1338 nucleotides long. The record is from the annotation of a GenBank genome assembly. Lineage: Eukaryota; Dinophyceae; Suessiales; Symbiodiniaceae.